This is a messenger RNA of Anastrepha obliqua, 1312 nucleotides long. Its product is annotated as putative odorant receptor 69a. Bases 1 to 1275 code for a protein of 424 amino acids. The transcript has 5 exons. Gene Ontology annotation, biological process: detection of chemical stimulus involved in sensory perception of smell; sensory perception of smell. Gene Ontology annotation, molecular function: odorant binding; olfactory receptor activity. The record is from RefSeq and is a predicted model, not a curated record. Gene Ontology annotation, cellular component: plasma membrane. NCBI's taxonomy places the organism in Eukaryota, Metazoa, Arthropoda, Insecta, Diptera, Tephritidae.
AUGACAUUUCGAAUUUACAAAUUGCAAAAUUUUCUGGAAUACCCCGAACUGGCCUUCAAGUGGGCAUUUUUCGAACCCUUCGUUUGGAGCGGCAACCAGCAUCGCCAACAGCCCACAUAUGGGUUGCAAAUGAAGCGCUUAAUAUACAUAUUUAUCACAAGUACUUUGGUGGCUCAAGUUCUGGCACUAUUUUUCAAUUUAUAUGUGACACAUAACUCACUCGAAACGGAGUCUAAUGAAAGUGGUGAAUCGGACUUGUUUGAGGCGCUCGCCUUAAUGUGUUUUUUUUCUUCUGGACUUUAUAAAAUGUGGAAUAUUUUUUGGCGUCGUGAUGACAUCGGCCGUGUGUUGGAAGAGCUAAAGGAGUUAUUUCCUAGCGCAACUAUACAAACAAAGCUGGCUGAGGCCAAUGAUUACAAAACUGAGCUGAAAAGAGGAACUGGUGGUUAUUACCGCUUCACCUACUAUGACCAAAAGUCACGCACCUUGAUGGGACGCCUCGCCCGUUACUUUGCGUUUGCCUACACUUACUACAAUUUAGUACCGGUGGUGCAACUUAUCUACGAAAUGUUCUCCCCGAACCAAAGUAUUACGUACACGGCUCAAACGAAUGCCUGGUAUCCGUUUCACAAUCAGAACAAACACUCCACCUUCAUUGGCUUCGUAAUGUCUUUUCUCGUACAAUCGGCUGCAGAGUACGCUGGCGCCGGCUUCGUAAUGUGCGGGAUAUUUCUCGUUCUUUUUCUCACUACGCAAAUGAAAUUGCAUUUUGAUUAUUUGGCCAGUGCUUUGGAGACGUUGGACGCAAGCGCUCCAGAUGCCUUAAAACAAUUGAAGACGCUUAUCAACUAUCACAAUCAUUUGUUGCGCCUUUGCAAGGACAUCAAUGACAUAUUCAAUUUUACUUUCACGCUGGACCUGAUUGUUGCCACCAUUGCAAUUUCUUUAAUGGGCUUGACUAUGAUUAUGAUCAGUUUUUCUCGGGCGGUAAUGUACUCAGCUGGCGUCUCGUUCUUCUUAAUAAACACCUACGUAUUCUGCAAAAAUGGCGAUGAACUUACCACUGUGACUCAAAAAUUGAGUACAGCGUUGUAUUACAGCAAUUGGUAUGAGGGAACAGUCGAAUACCGUCGCAUGAUUAUCUUCUUCAUUAUGCGCACCAACAGACCUUGCGAGUAUCAAGCCUAUGGUUAUACGGUGAUCUCUAUGGAGACUUAUAUGAGGAUCUUGAAGUUAUCUUAUCAGCUGUUCACAGCUUUUGGAGCUUUGGACUAGAGCAAAAAUUGUUAAUUACGAAUAGAGAAAAGCUGGU